This is a messenger RNA of Perca fluviatilis (European perch), 1021 nucleotides long. RefSeq names its product glycosylated lysosomal membrane protein. NCBI's taxonomy places the organism in Eukaryota, Metazoa, Chordata, Actinopteri, Perciformes, Percidae. The transcript has 5 exons. The annotation marks the transcript as partial. The record is from RefSeq and is a predicted model, not a curated record. Gene Ontology annotation, cellular component: lysosome.
CAUCACUUCUGUUUCUGUCUGUCUGCUUGCUUGUCUGUCUGCCUGUCUGUCUGUCAGGUGAACUGGACGGAGUUCGUGUCCCGUAACGUCAGCGGCAGCCUGAAGGUGGAGCCGGAGAGCAGCGUCCUGUACAGCAGCGCCACGGUCUUCAGCAGGGUCAGAAUCUCUUAUUUUGAAAAGCUACUCCCUGGGUCAGACACUCUUACUUUGAAAAGCUUCUCCCUGGGCUUCAUCCUGCAGCGUCUGUGGUCCCCGGUCCCAUCAUUGGAGCUGCAGGCAGUGGGCGGGGCUUAUCCUCCCAGCAGGGUGGAGGUCCACAGGUCCAUCGACGACGAGUUCACACCCUCAAUAUUCAAGGUGACCCAGUGGCUGUCCUCGGAGAACGGCAGCGCCGAGGUUCUGGGGUACCUGCAGUGGAAGCCCGUGGCGUCCCGGGGGCGGGACUCGUCUGUGGAGAACGCCACGCCGUGUCACCACUCAGCGCCUCGGCCAAUCAGCAGCGAGGACACGGCGAGGGCGUCCGGAUUGGUCCGGGCCUUCUACGCAGAACCAGAACCACAGACGGUCGGACUCAACCUGAGCUUCGGACUCGCAGGAGACCCGUUCUACAACAGCACACGGUUCCUCCGCUGGACCGUGCUGAUUGGCUCCGGCUCUCCUCCAGUCGAAUCCUUCUCCCCGCUGGUCCUCGCCAUCAUGGCGGUCGGUCUGGGAACUCCCAUGAUCCUCCUGGUUCUGGGCGGAGCCUACGUCUGCGUCCGGAAGAGGGCGGCGGCCUCGGCGGCGGCGUUGGCCUACGUGCCAAUCAACUGACGGAGGCGUUUUUUAAAGACUGUUGACGGACAGAAGAAACGUUUUGACAUCUUUGGUUCCGUCUCGUGUUCUUAAUGGAACCUCGUUGAGAUAAUGACUUUAUUUAAAUGAUUAUGUUAAAGGUACCCUCUCUGCUUAUCGUUCCUCAUGUUCAAUGAUUUGUGUUUUUAAGACUUUGACUUUGAUUAAAGAAUAUUUGAUUCAUUAA